Daucus carota subsp. sativus is the source of this 1229-nucleotide messenger RNA. Its product is annotated as serine/arginine-rich splicing factor RS31. Gene Ontology annotation, cellular component: nuclear speck. Gene Ontology annotation, molecular function: RNA binding. Gene Ontology annotation, biological process: mRNA splicing, via spliceosome. Lineage: Eukaryota; Viridiplantae; Streptophyta; Magnoliopsida; Apiales; Apiaceae. The coding region runs from base 151 to 972 and encodes 273 amino acids. The record is from RefSeq and is a predicted model, not a curated record. The transcript has 6 exons.
AGGGACUUAAGUGUAAUUAUCCCCCUUGUUUUAGGGCUUACAAUCAUCCUAUCAUCAUAUAUAAAAAGCCAUCAAAAGCAGGGAGGGUCAGAACUUGUCACUUCGAUUUCAAGGGCACAACAAAGGGGAUUGUUUUGAAUUGGGGAAAACAUGAGUAGGCCUGUUUUCUGCGGAAAUUUCGAGUACGAAACUCGCCAAUCGGACCUGGAGCGUUUGUUUUCCAAGUACGGGAGGGUCGAGCGCGUCGACAUGAAAUCUGGCUACGCAUUUGUUUACUUUGAAGAUGAGCGUGAUGCUAGAGACGCCAUCCGUGCUCUUGACCAUUAUCCAUUUGGAUAUGACAGGCGCAAGUUGUCAGUGGAGUGGGCUAAGGGCGAACGUGGCAGGCACCGUGAUGGCUCUAAAUCUGUAGCUAAUCAGAGGCCAACUAAAACAUUGUUUGUCAUAAACUUUGAUCCUAUACGCACAAGGGUCCAGGAUGUUGAGAGACACUUUGAUGUUUAUGGGAAAGUUCUCAAUGUUAGAAUUCGACGCAACUUUGCAUUUGUGCAGUUUGAAACACAAGAGGAAGCCACAAAAGCUUUACAGUGUACCCACAUGAGUAAGAUACUGGAUAGGGUGGUAUCUGUUGAAUAUGCAUUGAGGGAUGAUGGUGAAAGAGGAGACAGAUAUGAUAGUCCUAAAAGAAACUAUGGGAGGCAUGCAGAUAGUCCUUACAGGAGGUCACCAAGUCCAGUGGGGCGCAGAGGUCGUCCGAGUCCCGAUUAUGGCCGUCGUGCAAGUCCUGAUUAUGGCCGUCGUGCAAGUCCCGAUUAUGGCCGUCGUGUAAGUCCCGAUUAUGGCCAUCGUGUAAGUCCUGAUUAUGGCCGUCCUCGUAGUCCAGCAUAUGACAAGUACCGCGGUCCAUCUUAUGAUAGACACAGGAGCCCUGAAUAUGAAAAAUUUCGCAGCCGAUCUCCUGUCAGGAGGUAGAUGAGUGAAAAGACAUCCAGUUCUAGGGGACAUUGGGCAAGCAAUAUGUGCUGUCUGCUAGCCGUUUGAUAGUCAAUUAUUAUUGUGUAGGGAAAGAAAAGCUGUACUAUCGUUUUUUACUUUUGUGGUUUUUAUUAGAUCUUUAUCAAGUUGUUGAAAUGAUGUGAAGUGGCUAGACUUGUGCUCAUGCAUGUUAAAAACUACCAUCCAUGAAUGACUUUCAACUAAGUAUGAAGUUUGAGAACAGUUGUGUUUUA